AGAAGAUAUAUAUACUUGGUGUAGAUUUGUUCUCCUUUUGCCAAUGAUACAAGACAAGACUUUCUCAUCAUUACUGCAUAUCCUCCUUCUUCAAAACUCGGACAGCCACAAGAUGUUCCAACUACUUUUAACAACCACUAACUCUGCGCCACAUGUUCACCUCCAAGAUUCUAUAUAACAGUCUCAUUAGCCUUCCCUCCUUUGUGGAUUACACAAACAGAUUGUUUAAUCUUAUUAUGUUGAAAGAAGAGAGCAACGAGAGUGGCUUCCUGGUGGGUAAAGAAGACGAUGAUAGAGAGGUGGCUUCGUGGUUGAUGCUGAGUCCAGGGAAAGACAGUGAUAGUAACAACAAUGGGUUCUUGUUUGGUGUUGAGUAUCUUGAUCUUGUGGACUACAGCUCCAGCUUUGACAAUCAGUUCGAAGAUCAGUACAGUCAAUACCAGAGGAGCUUUGGUGGAGAAGAUGGAGUUGUGCCACUUCAAGUUGAAGAAUCAGCAAGUCACCUGGAACACAGCCAUCAUUACAACUACGAUGGUGCCUUAAAGGACCUAAACCACACUAUAUCAGUUUCAUCAAUGGACAUCAGUGUUGUGCCAGAGUCAACAGACAGUGACACAACAGUCCAACACUCUAAAGAGACGAUAGACCAACUAUCUGGCCCACCUACUCAACAGCUAACUCCAGCAGACAGGGAGGCUAGGGUCCUGAGAUACAGAGAGAAGAAGAAGAAGAGGAAGUUUGAGAAGACGAUAAGGUAUGCUUCAAGAAAGGCAUAUGCAGAGAUAAGACCAAGGAUCAAGGGACGCUUCGCAAAGAGGAUAGAAACUGAGGCUGAUGCAGAACAGCUCUUAUCAACAUCCUUAAUGUCAUAUGGAUUUGUUCCUUCAUUCUGAACUCCUACUGCUGUGCUAGAUGCUCUAGAUUGCAUGCUGUAAAUUACUUCUAGUUUGGAUUUAUUACAAGUAGUUAUUACCACUGUUUCACUUAUGGAUCCUUGGUUUUGUGACUUCUGUAAAAUUAUUACGAGUUAAUCAGACAUGUUCAUAUAUA
Molecule: messenger RNA, 1050 nt
Organism: Raphanus sativus (radish)
Lineage: Eukaryota; Viridiplantae; Streptophyta; Magnoliopsida; Brassicales; Brassicaceae
Product: zinc finger protein CONSTANS-LIKE 2
Exons: 2
Coding region: 153-893 (246 amino acids)
Biological process (GO): regulation of flower development
Cellular component (GO): nucleus
Molecular function (GO): protein binding
Source: RefSeq, a predicted model, not a curated record